Molecule: messenger RNA, 2415 nt
Organism: Bombina bombina (fire-bellied toad)
Lineage: Eukaryota; Metazoa; Chordata; Amphibia; Anura; Bombinatoridae
Gene: DGKB
Product: diacylglycerol kinase beta
Exons: 26
Coding region: 1-2415 (804 amino acids)
Biological process (GO): intracellular signal transduction; diacylglycerol metabolic process; lipid phosphorylation
Cellular component (GO): plasma membrane
Molecular function (GO): ATP-dependent diacylglycerol kinase activity; calcium ion binding
Source: RefSeq, a predicted model, not a curated record
AUGACUAAUCAAGAAAAGUGGGUCAAUCUCAGCCCUGCAGAAUUUUCUCAACUUCAAAAGUAUGCAGAGUAUUCGACAAAGAAACUUAAAGAUGUUCUGGAAGAGUUUCAUGGCAAUGGUGUUAUGGCAAAGUAUAAUCCUGAAGAGAAACAAGAUAUUCUUAAGCAAGCAAUUGAUUUUGAAGGAUUCCAGUUGUUUAUGAAAACAUUUCUAGAGGUUGAGCUACCUGAUGAAUUCUGUAAGCAUCUCUUUAUGUCAUUCAGCAACAGAUUCCAUAAUCCUAGCCCUUCACUUCAAAGCAAAACACAGCUUCUUUCAGGAGGACUUCGAAGGAGUUACAGAAGUAAUAGUUCAUCAAGGUCAUCUUCUCCUGUGUCUCUAAGGCCUCCAGAAGUAAUCCAGCUGAAAGAUAUUGUUUGCUACCUAUCUCUUCUUGAACGAGGAAGGCCAGAAGAUAAGCUUGAAUUCAUGUUUCGGCUGUAUGAUACAGAUGGCAAUGGGUACCUGGACAGCACGGAACUUGAAUGUAUCAUCACACAGAUGAUGCAUGUUGCUGAAUAUUUAGAAUGGGAUGUCACAGAGCUUUGUCCUAUACUUCGGGAAAUGAUGGAAGAAAUUGAUUAUGACCAUGAUGGAACUGUAUCAUUAGAUGAAUGGAUCCAAGGUGGAAUGACAACAAUCCCACUCCUUGUUCUCCUUGGCUUAGAAAAUAAUGUUAAGGAUGACGGACAGCAUGUUUGGAGACUAAAGCACUUUAACAAACCUGCCUAUUGCAACCUUUGUUUGAAUAUGUUGAUUGGACUUGGAAAGCAAGGAUUAUGCUGCUCUUUUUGCAAGUAUACAGUUCAUGAACGAUGUGUAUCUAGAGCACCGCCUUCGUGCAUUAAAACAUAUGUUAAGUCAAAAAAGAGCACAAAUGUAAUGCAUCAUUUUUGGGUUGAAGGAAACUGUCCUACCAAAUGUGAAAAAUGCCACAAAGCCAUCAAAUGUUAUCAAGGCCUAACUGGACUUCAUUGUGUGUGGUGUCAGAUUACACUUCACAAUAAAUGUGCUUCACAUCUUAAGCCAGAAUGUGACUGUGGACCAUUGAAAGAUCAUAUUUUACCCCCUACAACAAUAUGUCCAGUCGUACUGGUAAGUGUUCCUAGUAGGGGUGUAUCUAAGCCCCAAGAAAGGCAGUCAACUUUAAAAAGAGAGAAAAAUUGUUCUCAACAACCAAACAAAUCUGGGGAAAGAAUAAAAAUGCAAAGGGCAAACUCUGUAACAGUCGAUGGACAAGGUCUUCAGAUUACACCCGUGUCAGGGACACACCCACUUUUAAUUUUUGUUAAUCCAAAAAGCGGAGGAAAGCAAGGAGAAAGGAUACACAGAAAAUUUCAGUACCUUUUAAAUCCAAGACAGGUUUAUAGUCUUGCUGGGAUUGGACCAAUGCCAGGGUUGAACUUCUUUAGAGAUGCUCCAGACUUUAAAGUGCUUGCGUGUGGAGGAGAUGGAACUGUUGGUUGGAUUUUAGAUUGUAUAGACAAAGCAAAUUUGAUAAAGCAGCCUCCAGUGGCUAUUUUGCCCCUUGGCACUGGCAAUGAUCUGGCAAGAUGUUUAAGAUGGGGUGGAGGCUAUGAAGGUGAGAACCUCAUGAAGACUCUUAAAGAUAUUGAAAAUGCUACAGUUGUUUUGCUUGAUCGAUGGAAAUUUGAAGUUAUUCCAAAUGAUAAAGAUGAAAAAGGAGACCCAGUGCCUUACAGUAUCAUUAAUAAUUACUUUUCUAUUGGAGUGGAUGCAUCAAUUGCUCAUAGAUUUCACACAAUGAGAGAAAAACAUCCUGAGAAGUUCAACAGUCGGAUGAAGAAUAAAUUUUGGUAUUUUGAAUUUGGAACUUCUGAAACAUUCUCUGCAACUUGCAAGAAAUUACAUGAAGCAAUUGAAAUAGAAUGUGAUGGCAUACAGAUGGAUCUGAGUAAUAUUUCCCUAGAGGGAAUUGCUGUUCUAAACAUUCCAAGUAUGCAUGGUGGGUCAAAUUUGUGGGGAGAAACAAGGAAAAGACGAAGUAAUCGACGAGGUGGAAAGAAAACUGCUGACAAGAGACCUACAGUGACUGAUGUUAAAGAGCUAAAGUUCACUAUGCAAGAUCUGAGUGAUCAGCUUGUUGAAGUUGUUGGUCUUGAAGGCGCAAUGGAGAUGGGGCAAAUAUACACAGGACUCAAGAGUGCAGGGAGACGAGUUGCGCAGUGUUCAUCUGUUGUUAUAAGGACCAGCAAGUCCUUGCCAAUGCAAAUAGAUGGAGAGCCAUGGAUGCAGACUCCAUGUACUAUUAAAAUUACUCACAAGAACCAAGCUCCUAUGUUAAUGGGUCCUCCUCCAAAAACCAGUCUCUUCACAUCUCUUAUCAAAGGAACCAGAAACAGAAGCAAGGAAUAG